Messenger RNA from Rhagoletis zephyria (snowberry fruit fly), 495 nucleotides. The record is from RefSeq and is a predicted model, not a curated record. NCBI's taxonomy places the organism in Eukaryota, Metazoa, Arthropoda, Insecta, Diptera, Tephritidae.
AUGGCCAACUCAAAACCAAGCCGAGUUGCAAUUGAAACCAGUUUGGGUACGUUUGAAGUUGAGCUGUACUGGAACGAGGCUCCUAAAACGUGCAAAAACUUUGCCGAACUAUCCCGCCGUGGAUACUACAACCGCACAAUUUUUCAUCGGAUAAUUCCCGAUUUUAUGAUUCAAGGCGGCGAUCCAACAGGCACGGGACGAGGAGGUCAGAGUAUAUAUGGACUAUGCUUUGAAGACGAACUUUGCAGAGAUUUAAAGCACACAGGCGCUGGAAUAUUGUCAAUGGCAAAUGCAGGAGCAAAUACCAAUGGUAGCCAGUUUUUCAUCACCCUCGGGCCUGCCGCCCACUUGGAUAUGAAGCACACGAUAUUUGGACGUGUGUAUCGCGGAAUGGACGUUGUUCAGAAGCUAGGACGAGUUCCGACCGACUCGAAUGAUAGACCGAUACAAGAAGUGCUUUUAAAAACGGCAAAGAUAAUAGAGGAACAGGAUUGA